AAGGCCUAAAUUAACCUUAAAUUUUUUACUGCAGUCAGCUUCAAGGUUAGAUUUGUAUUUGCAAACAAACAAAACACAUUCCUUUAUCGAAUAGGCUUCAAAUAGUACCUUUAAAUAACCAUGUCUGAUGACGAAGUAAGCUACGCGAAAAAAAUCAAAACAAUCCACUACGGAUCGCUGGAAGAUGCCGAAAGAGCCCGCUUGGAAAAUACCCACGAUGAUGGUAAAAGUGAUACCUCUGAUUCGGACUCAGGAGUGCCUCCGCCCCAGCAUGAAGGUAACAAUGAGUAUAUGGAACUUGAGGAAGCAAUGUCCAGAGACAAACAAGCACUGCUUGAGGAAUUUGAGAGACGCAAGAAGGCGCGUUCUAUUAAUGUGUCCACUGAUGAUGGCGAAGUGAAACGUAAUCUCCGACAAUUGGGAGAACCCAUUUGCCUGUUUGGAGAAGGCCCGGCGGAGCGGCGUAGUCGUUUGAGGGACAUUCUGAGUAGAUUAGGCGAGGAUUCUGUUAUAAGGAGAGAAGCCGAGGAAGAAAGAAAGCUGUAUGAGAAAGACCAAGAGCAGACCUGGUACCAUGAAGGUCCGGAGUCGUUGAGAAUCGCUAGACUAUGGCUAGCUGACUAUUCGUUACCCAGAGCCAAGGCCAGACUUGCAGAAGCAAGGAGUUUAAUGGAAUUGCCAGCCACCACUAAGACAGCCAAGUUCCAAGAAUUGCAAAAGAAACUCCAGCAAAUGGCAAUUCACUCCUCCCAAAUUGGAGACAAUCGCCCUAUUUCUUAUUGUACAUUUUCUCCCAACUCAAAACUGUUGGCUACUGCAUCUUGGAGUGGUUUGUGCAAGGUUUGGUCAGUACCCGACUGUGAGCUGAAGCAGACUCUCAAAGGUCAUGCGUGUAAUGUAGGGGCUAUAGUAUUCCACCCUAAAGCCACAAUAUCACAGCCGGAAAACGUUUGCAAUAUGGCGUCGUGUGCUGCAGAUGGCUCAGUGAAACUAUGGGACCUUAAAGGAGAAGAACCGAUUGCUGAUAUAGAAGGCCAUAUUCCUCAUAGGGUAUCGAGAAUAAGUUUUCAUCCUUCCGGGCGGUUUUUAGGCACUUGUUGCUUCGAUAACUCUUGGAGGCUUUGGGAUCUGGAACAAUGCACCGAAGUGUUACAUCAAGAAGGACAUGUGAAGCCAGUUUACUGCAUGUCUUUCCAAACUGACGGAUCAGUUUGUGCGUCUGGCGGACUUGAUUCAUUUGGACGAGUAUGGGACUUACGCACAGGAAGAUGCAUCAUGUUUAUGGAAGGGCAUCUGAAGGCAAUAUAUGGUAUUGACUUUUCGUCAAACGGUUACAACAUCGCCACAGCAAGUGAAGACAACAGUUGCAAAAUAUGGGAUCUAAGGAAGCGCGCAUCUCUCUACACGAUUCCAGCCCACAAUAAUUUGAUUUCGGAUGUGAAGUAUCAGAAAGAAGACGGCAAUUUCUUGGUGACCGCAUCGUAUGACGGUAAAGUGAAAAUUUGGACCAACAAAACGUGGCAGCCGUUAAAGACACUUUCAGGACACGAUGGUAAAAUUAUGUCCUGUGAUAUUUCCGCUGAUAAUAAUUACAUAGCAACUAGUUCAUAUGAUAGAACGUUCAAACUGUGGGGGCCGGAAUAAAAGAGACUUGAUAUAAAUUCCAA
Molecule: messenger RNA, 1667 nt
Organism: Dendroctonus ponderosae (mountain pine beetle)
Lineage: Eukaryota; Metazoa; Arthropoda; Insecta; Coleoptera; Curculionidae
Gene: U4-U6-60K
Product: U4/U6 small nuclear ribonucleoprotein Prp4
Exons: 5
Coding region: 121-1644 (507 amino acids)
Biological process (GO): mRNA splicing, via spliceosome
Cellular component (GO): U4/U6 x U5 tri-snRNP complex
Molecular function (GO): protein binding; U4 snRNA binding; U6 snRNA binding
Source: RefSeq, a predicted model, not a curated record